AUGUUAGCGAAGCUGGCGCGCAAUGGCGUGCUCAUCGCGGGGUGGGCGACCAUGACCAAGAAAUAUUUCUUCGAUAUCAAAUACGGCAUGGGUGUGUCAAUGGUCCCCUCAAUCCCCGACGGCUCCUUCAUCGUCGUGGAGCACCUAUCGCGGCGAUGGUGCAACUGGGAGCGCGGAGAGUUGGAAGGAGACGUGGUGGAGCUUCAGCCGCGCUUCGACGACAAUUACAAGGACAUAAUUACCGUUCCCAAGGGGCACGUAUGGGUUGAAGGAGACAACGCCACCUGCUCCAUAGACUCGAGGUAUUUCGGCGCUGUCCCUGUGGCGCUUUUGACCGGGCGGCCCUAUUGGAUUGUAAGUUUAUGCGGGACUUAUUGUUAG
Phytophthora infestans T30-4 is the source of this 381-nucleotide messenger RNA. RefSeq names its product serine protease family S26A, putative. The transcript has 2 exons. Gene Ontology annotation, cellular component: mitochondrial inner membrane peptidase complex; membrane. Gene Ontology annotation, molecular function: serine-type endopeptidase activity. NCBI's taxonomy places the organism in Eukaryota, Oomycota, Peronosporomycetes, Peronosporales, Peronosporaceae. The record is from RefSeq and is a predicted model, not a curated record. Bases 1 to 381 code for a protein of 126 amino acids.